AUGGGGUUCAAAUUCUUGUGGUCUUCAAAACGGGCUUCUUACGCCAGCUCCGACGAGUCUUCUGUGUUUGACUCGGCUCCGACAACCCUCAGUAUUCCCACCAUCACCGAAGAAGACUUAAACAAAACAUCAAAGCCAACCAGCUGCUAUACAACUCGGCCGCUUCUGGAGGAAACAUUGUGUUUAGAAAAGGUAGAGGACAAAACAGAACAAUAUUCACAGCACAAACGUCAACAAUAUUCGAAAGAUCCUCCUCAACCUUCAAAAAGUUCACAACAAAAAGCUUCACAGAAUCAACCGCAACCUUCACAACGUUCACCUCAAAAUUCUUCCUCCUCCUCCAGACUCGAACGCCGAAAGUCCUUCGGUUUGUUGCUAGCACAGAAAGUGUCUCGCCUAUCAGGGUCCCAUUUGAAGGAAUCCAGGCCCAAAUCGACUCUUUUUGAGUCGUCUCCAACUUCAAACACUUAUAACACCCACCGCCAACUGACAGCUCCCAAAUCACCUCCCAGAGACCCAGAGUCACCAGAAAGAUUUUCGCUGUCUCCUUCCACCCUUGUAGGUCUGGACGUUUCGCCAAAGCUUCCUUACGUUUUGGAAAACCAGCCUUCUAUCACCCAUAUAAUUGAGCCCCGCCAAAAAACCCAAAUACCCACUUUUUUCCACGCCCGGCCCCAGCUGCUGACGUUCGAGCUUCCUGUUAAAAAAGACCAGAUUUUAAAAAUCAAGAUCUUUGUCACCUCGUCCUCCAGCUCCACCAGCGACGUGAUCGCACUCAAACUCAAAAAACAAAAACUCCAGAACAUCCACGAGUUGAUCCAGGUGAUCCAGUUCAAAGUUGGGUUUCGGCUCGCCGCGGUGGAAACCUCCGAUAUCAAGCUCUCGAUUUUUUUCAAAAACCCAAAACUCAAGCCCAUACCGUUGCUGCAAAGUGACAGCGCUGGUCGCUCUCUCGACUCCAACUUGCUCAUGGACUAUAUUAUUGCCAAGGACAAGCUCUAUGUCAAUGCGUGUGUAGAUGUAAACUAG
Molecule: messenger RNA, 1029 nt
Organism: Meyerozyma guilliermondii ATCC 6260
Lineage: Eukaryota; Fungi; Ascomycota; Pichiomycetes; Serinales; Debaryomycetaceae
Exons: 1
Coding region: 1-1029 (342 amino acids)
Source: RefSeq, a predicted model, not a curated record